UGAGCAGUCGCUUCCACUCAACACCCACCACCCUUGUCUCGCUCUUUAACAAGCGAGAAGACCCCUAAGGGAUAAAAUUACAUGAAGAUUCCCAUGAGACCCCUUCUAUAUCUCCUCCUCCUCUCAUUCCUUCCAUCCAAUUCUCUUCAGGCGAGAUUGGCAACAUCAUCGCCGUCUCUCCCCUUGUCGACGAGCUCGCGAUGGAUCGUGGACGGGAACGGCCGGCGGGUGAAGCUGGCCUGCGUCAACUGGGCGGCGCACCUGGAGGCGGCGGCGGCGGAGGGGCUGGGGAAGCAGCCACUCGACACCAUCUCACGGCGAGUAGUCGCUCUGGGCUUCAACUGUGUCCGUCUCACCUGGCCACUCUACCUCCUCACCAACGCCUCUCUCGGCUCCCUCCCCCUUCGCGCCUCCCUCGCCGGCCUCGGCCUCCUCGAGUCCGCCGCCGCCGUCGCCGUCAACAACCCAGCGCUGCUGGAUCUCCCUCUCCUCCAGGCCUUUCAGGCUGUGGUGUCAAAUCUGGCCAGCAACAACAUAAUGGUCAUACUGGACAAUCAAAUAAGCAAGCCUGGGUGGUGCUGCAGCAAAUUUGAUGAAAAUGGCUUCUUUGGAGACAAAUACUUUGAUCCUGAUGAAUGGUUACGGGGCCUAACAAUGAUGGCAACAAUGUUCAACAGUUCGGCCAAUGUGGUUGGCAUGAGCUUGAGGAAUGAGCUCCGCGGCCCCAAGCAGAAUAUUAGCCUUUGGUACAGGUACAUGCAAAUAGGUGCAGAGGCAGUGCAUGCAGCAAAUCCUGAUCUUUUAAUUAUACUAUCAGGGUUAGACUAUGAUAAAGAUCUCAGCUUCUUAUCUGAGAAGCAAGUGAAAUUAACAUUCACAGACAAGGUUGUUUUCGAGCUACAUUGGUACGGGUUCUCAGAUGGUGGCGAUUGGGAGAAUGGGAACCCUAAUGAAGUCUGUGGAAGUGUAGUGGAUAACAUGACGAAGAAUGGAGGCUUCCUAUUAGAACAAGGGUGGCCAUUGUUCCUCUCUGAAUUUGGGGUGGAUCAAAGUGGAAGGAAUAUGGCUGACAACCGCUUCUUGAGCUGCUUCCUAAGUGUGGCAGCUGAACUGGAUCUGGAUUGGGCUCUGUGGGCAUUGCAAGGGAGUUACUAUAUUAGAGAGGGGCAACUGGGAUAUGAUGAGACCUAUGGUGUGCUUGGCUGGGAUUGGUGUAAGGCCAGGAAUUCAAGUUUUGUAAAUAGAAUUGCUGCUCUACAAGCUCCCUUCCAAGGACCUGGUCUAUCCAAUAAUUCUCCAUACGAUAUAAUCUUCCAUCCAUUAACUGGACUUUGUGUUGUAAAAAAGUCUUCAUCAAAGAACCUGCUUGAGUUAGGCCUGUGUGCAAAUUCAGAAGCCUGGAACUACACAGCAGAGCAGAAUGUAAUGCUAGAAGGCACAAAAUACUGCAUGCUAGCCAAAGGCGCAGGUCGGCGGGCAAGGCUUGGAACUGGUUGUGGUGGCUCCAAUUCAAUUUGGGAACUAAUUUCAGACUCCAGGAUGCAUGUUUCAUCCAAGCUUCCCAAAAAUGGCAGCACUGUAUGUUUGGAUAUCAGCCAGGACGGUACUAUCAUAACUAAUUUGUGCAAGUGCCUAAGCCAGGAUGGGACAUGCAAUCCAGAUAGCCAAUGGUUCAAAAUUAUCAGAAGCACUAGAGAAAGAGAGAGCCAAACUACUCAUUUAAAAUUACCCUCCCAAGCAUAGUCGGCUGGACAAAUCUUUCCAGCAGAAAUGCAAAGAGAUGGGACUUUGCCAACAUGAAAGUGCAACUACAAAUUCAAGGUUUGAAAUUAUUAUUUUUAUUUUAAUGUUAAAUGGUCUGCUUGACGUGAAUUAAUUAUUUGGAAAUAAUGAUUUGUAAAGAAUUCAUCAUAUAUCGGAUAUAUCUUAUUUUAUGAUGAAAUCAGCAAAUACAUACCUUAUAAGAGUUGAGUA
This is a messenger RNA of Phoenix dactylifera (date palm), 1974 nucleotides long. RefSeq names its product glycosyl hydrolase 5 family protein-like. NCBI's taxonomy places the organism in Eukaryota, Viridiplantae, Streptophyta, Magnoliopsida, Arecales, Arecaceae. The record is from RefSeq and is a predicted model, not a curated record. Gene Ontology annotation, biological process: polysaccharide catabolic process. Gene Ontology annotation, molecular function: hydrolase activity, hydrolyzing O-glycosyl compounds.